AUGGAGAAACACUCCAUGCGUCACCUCCUGUGGACUGCAUUGUUCCUGUUGUACUGCAGCUGCGGGUGUUUGGCUGCUGUUGUACAGCAGUUACCACAAAAAGGAGAAAGUGCUCUACAGGCGUACACCGUCUCUACUAAAGAUGAGAAUUGGUAUCCCAUUCAAAUUACUGUUUCUGCAGAGAAUGUGGAUCAAGUGAUUCGUCGUUGCAUGAAGAGGAAAGAGUUAUCAGAAGAUGAUCGAGCCAUCGAGAUGAAAGAGACUGAAGAGGAUAAUAAAGUGCUGUGCGAUGACGAGAAUGGGAUAACGUGGGCAAAGCGGAAUCUCCUGCUGAGGGAAAUCCUUCCCGCUGCAAUUAAACUACACAGAGAUCGUCUCAUGGUUCAACGGGGGGAUGGCAAAUUUGUGACAAAGAAGGUGCUGAUGGGAUCCUUUAAAGAUAAGUGCACUGAUGUUGUUGUUGGUGAGAGAUUCGAAAACAGGGGAUUCAAUGAUGCUGAUUUUGUGCUUUUUGUGGGUCUUGCUGCAUCGAGACAAGACGUGAAAAUAUGUGCUGAGGAUCCUAUCUAUUCCAAUCGACCGAUUUCUGCUUACAUCACGUUUCAGCCGAAAGAGAUUGAGAAUGCAAGAAAAGUUGUUCGCUACGCUGCUCACAAAAUUGCGCAUGGACUUGGAUUAACUUAUGGACGUAUGUUGUCGCGUCACAAGGCAACUAAUGGUGGCAUUUUUUAUGGCAAAUAUGAUGGAAACCGUGUGAAAGUCAAUGGUAGAGCGGGAGUUGAGGCGAAGAAGCAUUACAACUGCCCAGCAUUCGAUGUAAUGUAUCUAACUCAAAGAGGACCUUCCGUUUCCAACCACUGGGGAUGGCACAUUGCAAAGGACGAACUGAUGAGUCCGUACACUGCUGACUCCUCCGGGAUGUUCUACACUAAUCUAACACUUGGAGCUUUUGAUGAUAUGCCCUACUACCGAGCCAAUUUCAGCAUGGCAGAACCCAUGAGUUGGGGGAAACAAUUGGGCUGUAACUUUGUUGGAAAAGAUAAAGCUGAACAACGAGAUAAAAUAACUAGGGAAAAUCCCAACAUGUUUUGCACUGGUGAAAAACAAGGGUUGCAGUGUACAUCUGACCGUUUUGCUCUUGGAGUCUGUUCCAAGAAGGAUACUCCUCCUAAAGCUAUCUCAGAGGAAUACCACUACUUUGAAAAAGCUGCCGGGAUUGGAAGGGGUGAUCUGUUUAAUGACUUCUCCGUCAUCAAGCCGUUUCGAGAGACCAUGUGCGAGGAUGGUAAUGAGACACUGAUGCCUGGCAGCAUUGUGGACAAGAUGUCACGGUGUCUGAAUGUAAAGGAUCCGCAGAUCAAGGAUGUAAAUGGAAAUGGAGUGACAGUUCAAGGCAUUUGUGCAAAAGUGAAGUGUGAGAAUGGCAAGGUACUUGUGCAUUACAAGGGGAACAAGGAACACAAUGGGAAAGAAAAAUGGGAGGAGUGCACGGAGAAGGGCACUAUUAAUCUGCAUGGUUCAGUGUUCAGCGGUGGAACUAUUGUGUGCCCCAAAUACGAAGAAGUAUGCACGAAACUGCCGGAAACUGAUCCCCCCACUGUUGAGUAUGAGGAAUACGUGGAACCCCAAAAGAACAAAGAGAAGAAGGAAGAGGAGGAAGCCAAUGAACAGAGCAACUCGAGCGCAGGGUCGAAGCCAAACAAUGACGCAGGUACAGAUACUAGGGUUGAAACGUCCAGUAAUAACCAAGUGGAAAGUGUACCAGCAGUCCUUGGUGUUAACGGCAGUUCUCAGGAGUCCAGUACUGCAACACAAAGUGUCAUACAACAUACAGAGAAAAAUUCCACCAACACUGAAACUGCCGUGGAGAAAGGACGGCGUGCAUCGAGAAGUCGUCGUCAUAUUGAUGAUGCUACUACUUCUCAAUCCACAUCUAAUCCCAACGGCACUGAAGACGCAAUACAGUCCCAAAACGCUGUUUUGAAGGGGACAACACUCACUGAGAGGCAAAUAAAAGAAGAAACACUAAAACAUACAAAUGUAACGGUUAUGUUCGGUGCUGACAGCAGCAUCAUGGUUUCCUACAUGGCCCCUCUUGCACUUCUUGUGGGUGUUGUUGGUUUUGUGAUGGUUCCAUGA
Trypanosoma theileri is the source of this 2139-nucleotide messenger RNA. Its product is annotated as surface protease GP63. Bases 1 to 2139 code for a protein of 712 amino acids. Gene Ontology annotation, cellular component: membrane; cytoplasm. Gene Ontology annotation, biological process: cell adhesion; proteolysis. Gene Ontology annotation, molecular function: metalloendopeptidase activity. The transcript has a single exon. NCBI's taxonomy places the organism in Eukaryota, Euglenozoa, Kinetoplastea, Trypanosomatida, Trypanosomatidae. The record is from RefSeq and is a predicted model, not a curated record.